This is a messenger RNA of Protobothrops mucrosquamatus (brown spotted pit viper), 1697 nucleotides long. RefSeq names its product acyl-CoA dehydrogenase medium chain (gene ACADM). Gene Ontology annotation, biological process: fatty acid beta-oxidation; medium-chain fatty acid catabolic process. The transcript has 12 exons. Bases 59 to 1327 code for a protein of 422 amino acids. Gene Ontology annotation, cellular component: mitochondrion. Lineage: Eukaryota; Metazoa; Chordata; Lepidosauria; Squamata; Viperidae. Gene Ontology annotation, molecular function: medium-chain fatty acyl-CoA dehydrogenase activity; flavin adenine dinucleotide binding. The record is from RefSeq and is a predicted model, not a curated record.
UGAAGUUCAGUCACGACCUGUCAGGUUCGCUGAGGAAGAGAACAGGAAAGGCUUUGUCAUGGCUGCACUGAGGGCCUGCCGGGUUGUGCGAAGCAUCGUUGCUUGUGGCUUGAGAGCACAAUCCAGUCAUGCUGCUGCAACAUCACCAAAAAGCAAAUCUGCUGCUGGUUAUAGCUUUGAACUUACUGAUGAACAGAAAGAAUUUCAAGCUACAGCUCGUAAAUUUGCUAGAGAAGAAAUCAUACCUGUUGCUUCUCACUAUGACAGAACUGGAGAGUAUCCUGUUCCUAUCAUUAAAAGGGCAUGGGAGCUUGGUUUGAUGAAUUCACACAUACCAGAAAGUUGUGGUGGUCUUAACCUUGGUACUUUUGAUACCUGCCUUAUUACUGAAGAAUUGGCUUAUGGAUGUACAGGAGUUCAGACAGCUAUUGAGGCAAAUUCCCUAGGUCAAAUGCCAGUCAUAAUUGCAGGAAAUGAGCAACAGCAGAAAAAAUAUUUAGGAAGAAUGACUGAAGAACCCUUAAUGUGUGCAUAUUGUGUAACAGAACCUGGUGCAGGCUCUGAUGUAGCAGGUAUAAAGACAAGAGCUGAAAGGAAAGGAGAUGAAUAUAUUAUUAAUGGACAAAAAAUGUGGAUCACCAAUGGUGGCAAGGCUAAUUGGUAUUUUUUAUUGGCACGUUCCAAUCCUGAUCCAAAAGCUCCUGCAAGUAAAGCUUUUACAGGAUUUAUUGUGGAAGCUGACAGCCCUGGAAUACACAUUGGAAGAAAGGAGCUUAACAUGGGCCAGCGCUGUUCAGAUACGAGAGGGAUUGUUUUUGAGGAUGUAAGAAUACCCAAAGAAAAUGUACUUAUGGGUGAAGGAGCUGGCUUUAAAAUUGCCAUGGGAGCAUUUGAUAAAACAAGGCCUCCAGUAGCAGCUGGUGCUGUUGGAUUAGCACAGAGAGCUUUGGAUGAAGCUACAAAAUAUGCUAUAGAAAGAAAAACCUUUGGGAAGGUCAUUGCAGAGCACCAAGCAGUGUCCUUCAUGUUGGCUGAAAUGGCACUGAAAGUGGAACUGUCUCGCCUGGCCUACCAGAGGGCAGCAUGGGAGAUAGAUGCUGGUCGUAGAAAUACCUAUUUUGCCUCUAUAGCAAAGGCAUAUGCUGGAGACAUUGCAAAUCAAGUAGCUUCUGAUGCUGUCCAAAUUUUUGGAGGAAAUGGAUUCAAUAGUGAAUAUCCAGUAGAAAAACUAAUGAGAGACGCAAAAAUAUACCAGAUUUAUGAAGGAACAGCUCAAAUUCAGAGAAUAAUUAUAGUUCGUGAACAUAUUGGCAGGUUUAAAGCUUGAGAAUGUACAUUAGCUUGAUUUACAAAUGUUGGGCUUUUUUUUUUACUGGUGCUUUACUUUUAAUAUUGAACAAAAAUGGCAUCAAUAGUAGUAUUGUCAAAACCUAAUACAUGAAAAAGCCAGCCGCUUAAUUUCUGGAACUAUUCAAGAUAUUUCAUAUUUUUGUUCAACUUUAUCAUGACAUGGUUGUCUCUGUUGUCUGAAAUCUCUGUAGUAUAUUUAAGUGCCUUGGAUUUCUGUAAUUGAACAGGUCCCUGACAUGAAGAAUUCAAUAUAAAAUUGAAGCCUGGGAGCCAUGUGUAAAUUAGAUGUUGUUAGGUUUGCAUUGCAACGAUUACUACAUAUUAUAUAUUGAUUACAAGAUUAAAAA